AAAGUUUCAGUCCAUUAAUCAAUUUCUACGGCCCAAAGCUCAGCCCUAUUUUCAAGCUAGAUCUGCGCUGGAAGCCAUAAAUGCCAACUACUGCAGAGAGAUUGAUGCUACUCUGAAAGCAUGUAGAGAAGAAACAAAGGAACUGAUUCUACAGUUAGAUAUGUUAGAAAAAGAUCAAAAAUCCUGUGGUGUUGCUAAUAUGUCACGAGAAGAAAACCAUAAGCUAAGAUAUAAACUGGAAGCAACCGAACAAGAUACAAAGAAUCUGCAGUUGAAAAUCCAAGAACUAGAAAGCAUAAUAAAUGAAGGAAGUAAGAAUCUCCAGGAAAAAGAGAAAACAAUAGCCAUACUAGAAAUGAAACUUAAUGUGAAAGCUUCCAGGAGUGAAGUCAUCAAGCUUCAAGCUGCAUUAGAGGAAAAAGAAAAUUGCUUAAGAAAUGCAUUAAGUGAGAGAGAAGCACUCAGGGCCCAGGUGGAUAAAGGUGUUGGAUUAUAUAAGGAGGAAAUUGAAGGCCUGAGAACUCAGCUUGUUAAUUAA
Molecule: messenger RNA, 538 nt
Organism: Notechis scutatus (mainland tiger snake)
Lineage: Eukaryota; Metazoa; Chordata; Lepidosauria; Squamata; Elapidae
Source: RefSeq, a predicted model, not a curated record